CCCAGAAAGGAUAAAUUAUAAAAAAAUAUCGUUUCAUAAGAUCAUUUUAAUUUUAGAAAUUUAUUUAAUUGUAAGUUAUAUACAUAUUUAAUUAUACAUCUAUCGGAAUAACCUGCCAUGGAAACCUAUGAUGUUAUUGUCAAUCAACCUGUUGUAAUUGACAAUGGAUCUGGAGCUAUUAAAGCUGGUUUUGCUGGUGAACAAACUCCAAAAUGUUGUUUCCCUAAUUAUAUCGGAAGACCAAAGCACGUGAGAGUAAUGGCUGGAGCUUUAGAAGGAGAUACGUUUAUUGGUCCAAAAGCUGAAGAGCACCGAGGUCUUCUUUAUAUAAAGUAUCCAAUUGAGCAUGGAAUUGUAACUGAUUGGAAUGAUAUGGAACGAAUAUGGCAGUACAUAUAUGGUAGUGAUCAACUUCAAACAUUUUCUGAAGAGCAUCCUGUUCUGUUAACAGAAGCUCCUUUAAAUCCACGUAGAAAUCGUGAGAGAGCUGCAGAAAUAUUUUUUGAAACAUUUAACGUACCAGCAUUUUAUGUUUCCAUUCAAGCCGUUCUCAGUUUAUAUGCUACUGGAAGAACAACAGGAGUAGUUUUAGAUUCCGGCGAUGGAAUUACGCAUACAGUUCCAAUUUAUGAAGGUUUUGCCAUGAAACAUGGUAUUAUAAGAUUAGAUCUGGCUGGUCGUGAUAUAUCACGAUACCUCAAAUUAUUACUAAGGAAAGAAGGUCUUAAUUUCUCUACGUCAGCUGAAUUUGAAGUUGUUAGAGCAAUUAAAGAAAAAGCUUGUUAUGUAGCUUUAAGCCCAGUAAAAGAAGAAACUUCGGAAAGCAAUAUAUAUCAAUACAUGUUACCCGAUGGAAACAAAGUCGAUAUUGGGCCUGCUCGUUUCCGUGCCCCUGAAGUGUUGUUUCAUCCAGAUCUUAUCGGAGAAGAAUGUGAAGGUCUCCAUGAAGCUUUAGUUUAUUCUAUACAAAAGUCUGAUUUAGAUGUACGGAAAAAAUUAUACCAAAGUAUUGUUCUUGCUGGAGGUUCAACUCUACUAUCCGGAUUUGGUGAUAGACUGUUGUCAGAAAUAAAGAAACUGGCACCUAAAAACAUGAAAUUAAAGAUUUUAGCACCUCAAGAACGCUUGUAUACUACGUGGAUCGGAGGAUCAAUUCUGGCCUCGUUGGGUACUUUUAGAAGGAUGUGGGUGUCAAAACGAGAGUUCUUCGAAGAGGGUGCACGCGUGAUACACAGAAAAACAAUGUAACUCGGCAAAUGCAUUUCACAAGUAUGAUCAUCUUUGGAUGUUGGUCUGCAUUUUUAAUAUACCAUACACCUUAUUAUGUGUGUAUGUUUUUACUUUAAAUUUAUGAUUUAAAUCAUGAUCGUUCCCCACAAUAUUCCAAGAUCAGCGUUUUUGUUCAUAUAGCGUAAACCGACAGGUUAAUAUAGGUGUAUGAGUUCUUUGUUUUGAUAAUAUUAUUAUUAAUUUUUUUGUUUCGCUUUUAAUUUUAUUAAUAAGUUUAUAAUUUAUAUAUUAAAUAGUUAUUAGGAUUAACCUAUUUAAAUGUUAAAGUAUUAUAAUAUUAACUUUACAUAAAUGCUAAAAAAAAAAAAAUAUUUUUUACUACAGUUCGGUGAUAAACGCACUCAACAAAAUUUCUGCUUUGUGUUGUCAAUUGGCAGCCUGUAAAUAUUAUUAGUCGUAUUCACUGAUAAUAAAAUAUAUUUUUACUUUAACUGAUCUUAUUAAAAAUAGAAGAAUGGUUGAAAGUCAAAUACCAACUUUUUGUUUUUAAACAUAAUAUUAUAUAUAUAAACUUUGUGCAACAUAAUAUGCUGAUAAUAAAACAAUAUUAUUUUUAUAUUA
Messenger RNA from Adelges cooleyi (spruce gall adelgid), 1851 nucleotides. It is a transcript of the gene Arp1, whose product is annotated as alpha-centractin. Lineage: Eukaryota; Metazoa; Arthropoda; Insecta; Hemiptera; Adelgidae. The coding region runs from base 118 to 1248 and encodes 376 amino acids. The transcript is spliced from 8 exons. The record is from RefSeq and is a predicted model, not a curated record.